GUGGCAAUUACACGCUGAUUCUUUUCUACAAACCACAAAGACAUUGGUACCCUUUAUCUUGUAUUUGGUGCCUGAGCCGGAAUAGUGGGAACCGCUCUAAGCCUUCUCAUUCGAGCCGAACUAAGCCAACCUGGAUCACUUCUGGGCGACGACCAAAUUUAUAAUGUUAUUGUCACUGCCCAUGCCUUCGUAAUAAUUUUCUUUAUAGUAAUACCAAUUCUAAUCGGAGGGUUUGGAAACUGACUCGUGCCGCUAAUAAUCGGAGCGCCUGAUAUGGCAUUCCCACGAAUGAAUAACAUAAGUUUCUGACUUCUACCCCCCUCUUUCCUUCUACUACUAGCCUCCUCUGGUGUCGAAGCCGGAGCUGGGACAGGGUGAACAGUAUACCCGCCACUCGCAGGCAAUCUUGCCCACGCAGGAGCAUCCGUAGACCUAACAAUUUUCUCGCUCCACCUAGCAGGUGUAUCAUCAAUUUUAGGUGCAAUUAACUUCAUCACCACAACUAUUAAUAUGAAACCACCAGCCAUCUCUCAAUACCAAACACCCCUGUUUGUUUGAGCCGUACUUGUAACAGCCGUACUUCUUCUCUUAUCUCUACCAGUCCUAGCCGCCGGAAUUACUAUGCUUCUUACAGACCGAAAUCUAAAUACCACAUUCUUUGACCCAGCAGGAGGAGGAGACCCAAUCCUAUAUCAACACCUAUUCUGGUUCUUCGGCCACCCUGAAGUUUACAUUCUCAUUUUACCCGGAUCUGGGAUCAUUUCACACGUCGUAGCCUACUAUGCAGGCAAAAAAGAACCAUUCGGCUAUAUAGGAAUGGUCUGAGCCAUGAUAGCUAUCGGUCUCCUAGGAUUUAUUGUAUGAGCCCACCACAUGUUCACUGUCGGAAUGGACGUAGACACUCGUGCAUACUUUACAUCCGCAACAAUAAUUAUUGCCAUUCCAACAGGCGUAAAAGUAUUUAGCUGAUUAGCCACACUUCACGGAGGAUCUAUCAAAUGAGAAACACCCAUACUAUGAGCCCUUGGGUUCAUUUUCCUCUUCACCGUGGGUGGAUUGACAGGAAUUGUCCUAGCCAACUCAUCACUCGACAUCGUCCUUCACGACACAUACUACGUAGUCGCACACUUCCACUAUGUACUAUCAAUGGGUGCUGUAUUUGCCAUUAUGGCAGCCUUUGUUCACUGAUUCCCCCUAUUUACAGGAUACACUUUAAAUGACACCUGAACAAAAAUCCACUUCGGAGUAAUAUUCAUCGGUGUCAACCUUACAUUCUUCCCACAACACUUCCUAGGCCUAGCAGGAAUGCCACGACGAUACUCUGACUACCCAGACGCCUACGCUCUGUGAAAUACAGUAUCAUCCAUCGGGUCACUUAUCUCCUUAGUAGCAGUAAUUAUAUUCCUAUUUAUUCUAUGAGAAGCCUUCGCCGCUAAACGAGAAGUAUCCUCAGUAGAAUUAACUAUAACAAAUGUAGAAUGACUUCAUGGCUGCCCUCCACCAUACCACACAUUUGAAGAACCCGCAUUCGUUCAAGUUCAAUCAAACUAA
Megalobrama amblycephala (Wuchang bream) is the source of this 1551-nucleotide messenger RNA. NCBI's taxonomy places the organism in Eukaryota, Metazoa, Chordata, Actinopteri, Cypriniformes, Xenocyprididae. The record is from the annotation of a RefSeq genome assembly.